CAACAGGGACAGUUCAGGACACGGGUGGUUGGUGCACACAACAGGGACAGUUCAGGACACGGGUGGUCAGUGCACACAACAGGGACAGUUCAGGACACAGGUGGUCGGUGCGCACGACAGGGACAGUUCAGGACACUCACGGUAAGUGGCUUGCAGACCCUCAACGGCAGGCGACUCCAGACAGGGACAACCAGUGGACGGCUUCCAGGCAACACGCAGCCACGGACAGUGUGCAGAGUCCCUCAGCAGAAGCUCCCAGGGCACUCAGCAGCAGACAGCUUCCAGGGACACGCAGCCACGGACAAUGUGCGGGGUCCCUCAGCAGCAGCUCUCAGGGCACUCAGCAGCAGACAGGGUGCCGGGGUGCUCAGUAGACAGGCUUACAGGCUUGCAGGGUCUGGCAGGGUCUCA
Molecule: messenger RNA, 411 nt
Organism: Staurois parvus
Lineage: Eukaryota; Metazoa; Chordata; Amphibia; Anura; Ranidae
Source: the annotation of a GenBank genome assembly